Molecule: messenger RNA, 865 nt
Organism: Caenorhabditis angaria
Lineage: Eukaryota; Metazoa; Nematoda; Chromadorea; Rhabditida; Rhabditidae
Source: the annotation of a GenBank genome assembly
CUGAUAAGAUUGCGGUUUUUUGUUUAUAUUUUAAGAUUGAUAGGUGUAAGACACGCAUUCUAAUCAAAGUUUCGCCCAAAUUUUGAGAAUAUAGGUCAAUUUUAAAGGAAAAAAGAAUAUUAUUACACAAAGUCAUUUUCCCGUCUGCCGGCAGAUGUUGGGAAGUUUUUAUGUAAAUCUCAUAUUUCUUAACGAUUUAUUUCGUAAUAUUUUAUUGAUUUUUCUUUCAGCUCAUUCAUAAUGUCCACUUCCGAUGCGCCAAAAGAGCAAAACUAUCAACUUCUUCAAGGAAUCGAAGUGCCACCAUUCAGAAAUGUCAAUGAAUUUCUCCUCGAAACCGACAGAUAUGAACGACCACCUUAUCAAGAUUUGAAGAAAUGGAACAAUCGAAUCAUCUCGAAUUUGCUCUACUUCCAAACCAACUACUUCACAACAUUCAUCAUUUUGUUCAUUUUCCAAUCGUUUUUGAGUAGUCAAGAUAUUUUCGUUGGAAUUUUGGCGACGUUGGCCGUCUUGGGAGCCGUUUAUUUUGCUGUUGCAACCGAGCCGCAAGUCAAAAAACUUCGAACUGAUCAUCCAUUGGUCACUUUGGGUGGUAUUAUUUUGGUCGCUUAUGGAUUUAUCUCGGUUUUCCCAUCAGUUUUGGUAGUUGUCUUUGCGUAAGUAUUUUUUAAAACUAUUCUUCUCCAAAAAAAAACAAUUUUAUUCCAGACUCUUGUUCCCAGUCUUCCUCGUCCUGAUUCACGCGUCUCUCCGUCUUCGCGGAAUCGCCAACCGCGCCGCUAAUUUGACAGAAAGAAUCGGAAUUCGCACCACAUUAAUGGGACAAAUUUUGGAUCGAACUGGACUUUCGGUUCGCGUCUAA